Messenger RNA from Tripterygium wilfordii, 745 nucleotides. RefSeq lists its product as uncharacterized. The transcript has 2 exons. Lineage: Eukaryota; Viridiplantae; Streptophyta; Magnoliopsida; Celastrales; Celastraceae. The coding region runs from base 13 to 477 and encodes 154 amino acids. The record is from RefSeq and is a predicted model, not a curated record.
AGCCCAGAAACAAUGCCCCAGAAAAGGCUGGCCAUCCUCCACAAGGUCUCAAACAGAGUCUCUGUUUUCAUUUCCAGAGUGAGAAGAAGAAGACCCAUAAUCUCAAAACUUGUUAUAUCUCUCAAUAAAGCAAGAAAGCUCAAGAGGUUUAAGCUUCUUAAGUGUAAUUACAACAAAUAUGGCUUUCUUGAGGAGUAUGAGUUUUCUGCUUCAAGCACUCCUCCUUUUCAUUCCAAUAAAAGAUGGCUGAGGAAUGGAAUGCGCUGCGGCCGGAAUCUGUAUUCGAUGUUGGUUUUCUGUCGGUGUCUGGGUGGCUUGAAAUUGGAGAGGGAAGAAGUGGAUUAUAGGCUGUCGUUGGAAGCUCUGCCUGCAGCCAUUACUGGGGUAUAUUCUGAGCCGUUGGAUUUAUGGAAUGAGGAUCAAGAUUUGGUUGAUCGAGGGCUGAGAUGUUCAUUGAGAGGUUCUAUCAUGAGAUGAGAUUGCAGAGGCACGAAUCAACUGAAUUUCAUUAGCCAGUCUUUUUUUUUUUAUUUAUUUUUUAAGUCGUGGAUAUGUAAUUUGAUUUUAAUCAUAAUGAAAAUGAGGUUUGAAAAGACUUAACAGACCCUUUAAGAUGGACCAGGCCUAAAUCUAACAGCCCAAAUCAAAAUCUUCAUUUGGGCUAUAGACUCAAACCGUCUGAAUUGAACCAACCCUAAGUGGCUAUGUCUACAAGGUUUUCAAAUCUGAGCCCAUAACCCGAUCC